CUCUUUUCUUCGGAAUCCUGCACUUUGCUCCUUGGAACAUACACCAUACUAUAUAGACGCCGAGAAAGUUGCAGUUGUUCUAACAAACGGCCGCACAAUUCAAACCCCACGAUGAAGAUUGCAAAUCGCACAUUUAUAAUCUCUGGCGGCGCCUCUGGCCUUGGUCUCGCCACGGCACGCGAACUACACAAUGCCGGCGCAUACGUCUCCCUGCUGGACCUUAACGCAGACAACGGUGCAAAAGUUGCCUCGGAGCUGGGCUCCCGUGCCAAAUUCUUCGAGGUCGAUGUCUCAUCAACAGAUUCCAUUGCCGCUGCAAUCAAAGGAACGGUGGAAUGGGUCAAGGAGACGGGCAAGGAGAUCGGAGGCGUCGUUGCGGGUGCUGGGGUUGGUCUUCCUGGACUCAUCAUCGACAAGAAGAACGAGCCGCUGGCGAUUGAGAGCAUUGAUUUCGUGCUGAAUAUCAAUCUGCGUGGAACCCUGGAUUUGAUUAGGCAGGCGUUGCCGUAUAUGACGACUGCGACACCCGAGGGCGAGGUGGGCGAGCGGGGUGUUAUCAUCAUGAUUGCCAGCUCUGCUGCCUUCGACGGGCAGAUGGGUCAGGUCGCGUAUGCGGCUAGCAAGGGAGCGGUUGCUUCGUUGACUCUACCGCUUGCGAGAGAUUUGUCGAAGUAUGGCAUCCGUGCAGUGACCAUUGCGCCGGCGCUAUUCGAUUCGGCGAUGACGAAGAUGUUGGGGAAGAAGGUCAAGCAGAGCUUGUAUAACGCUAUGGAGUUCCCGAAGAGGGCCGGUCAGCCAGAUGAGUUUGCCCGCUUGGUCAAGGAGUGCGUGGAGAAUGUCAUGCUGAACGGAACCGUGCUGCGGUUGGAUGGUGCCAUGAGGAUGCCUGCCCGGUUGUAGGUUAAGCCGGAAGAGUCGUGUAUCUGUAUGAUGUAUGUAGCUGGAUGAGGAACAUAAGGACUGGGCAUCCAGAUAUCCAACCAGGCGUGGAGAUCGACCCCUCCCUCUCCUCAUUUCUUCCUCUGCCUAAUCUUGAACUUGACGCCAUCCUUGUUCACGCCACCGACCGAACCGUUCAUCUUCGCCCGUUGCAUCUCCAGCUCCUGCUCAGCCGCCAUCAACUCCCUCUCCCUCUUCUUCACAGCUUCCAAAUGUAUCUCCAUUCUCUCUUGUGUCCGCUCUCUUCGCUUCUGCAAAGCCCUCUUCUCUUUCUCCUCCCGCAACUUCGCCUCCAGCUGCUUCUUGGUCAACUUCUUCGGCUUCUCUUCUUCCUCUUCCUCCUCCUCCGCA
Molecule: messenger RNA, 1290 nt
Organism: Westerdykella ornata
Lineage: Eukaryota; Fungi; Ascomycota; Dothideomycetes; Pleosporales; Sporormiaceae
Product: 3-hydroxyacyl-CoA dehydrogenase type-2
Exons: 2
Coding region: 112-900 (262 amino acids)
Molecular function (GO): oxidoreductase activity
Source: RefSeq, a predicted model, not a curated record